Molecule: messenger RNA, 447 nt
Organism: Lathyrus sativus (Indian pea)
Lineage: Eukaryota; Viridiplantae; Streptophyta; Magnoliopsida; Fabales; Fabaceae
Source: the annotation of a GenBank genome assembly
AUGCCAAUGCUUGCUCCAAUAAACAAAAAUUCUUUUACGUUCCCGUACGCCAACAAGUGGUCUGUUCCAGGGAUGAAUUAUCAGAGAUGUCCAAGGCACUCUAUAAUUCAAUACCGCAACCUAAUUGACCACCUUGGGCCAGAUGAUUUUGUCUGGAUGCCGUACAAAGGUCUCGACCACGAGCCCAACCCUGAUGAUACCGCUGUGUGGACAUCAAAGACACCCAUAAUUUGGUUCACUACGGUGGAGAUGCACCAAAGUGACCGGGUGAAACUACAAUUUGGGAUGCAUCAGGAUAUUCCAGAUGCUCCAGUAGACUUGGGACAGUGGCAUCAAAAGCGGGUAGAUGCACAGUGGAGUUUGAGUGAUUGGAAGGAGUUUGCGAAGGACUUGCGUAUACACCGGAAAAGAAGAAGGCAAAUUUUAGAAAUUUUUUUGAAUUCUUGA